This is a messenger RNA of Mya arenaria, 3082 nucleotides long. RefSeq names its product squamous cell carcinoma antigen recognized by T-cells 3-like. The record is from RefSeq and is a predicted model, not a curated record. Gene Ontology annotation, molecular function: protein binding; RNA binding. Lineage: Eukaryota; Metazoa; Mollusca; Bivalvia; Myida; Myidae. The transcript has 22 exons. Gene Ontology annotation, biological process: RNA processing. Bases 42 to 2984 code for a protein of 980 amino acids.
UAUCAUUCCAUACAAAUACAAUUCGAUAAAAUAGCUUCAAAAUGGCGGAUAAAAUCGACGAAGCCGGUACGGAUAAAGAAAGUAUGGAAAUAAAUGAUGAAGAGGAUAUGUCAGCUGACGACAGUGAUGGAGACGAUACGAGUGAUGAUAAUGAGGAGGACAAUCGUGAAGAAAAGUUGAAAAUACAAAUUCAAGAAUACAAAAGCCAAUUGUUAGAAAACCCAUUCAUGUAUGAUGCACAUGUGAAUAUAAUAAAGACUGCUAGGGAACUUGGUGAUUUGGAAACUCUUCGGUCAGCUAGAGAGAAAAUGUGUGAACUUUUCCCAUUGUCAGAAGAUAUAUGGUUACCAUGGUUGCAAGAUGAAGCUGGACUUGUUUCGGAUGAAACUAGCAGGGAGAAUGUUAGGCAGCUGUUUGAAAAGGCAGUCAAAGAUUACUUGUCUGUCCCUGUGUGGCUGGAGUAUGUUCAGUUCAGCAUCGGUGGAAUGGGUGAGGCUGAUGGGGUGAAAAAAGUCAGAGACACAUUUGAGUGUGCACUAACUGCCUGUGGCCUCCAUGUAACUAAAGGAGGCAACCUUUGGGAAGCCUUUAGAGAGUUCGAAAAUGCCAUACUGGCUGGGCUUCUGCCAGCCGCUGGCAGUGUGCCGUCAAAGGAGCAGGAGAGAAAGUUUACAGAGCAGCAUGACCGGGUGGAGGCCUUGUUCAAGAGGCAGAUCUCCGUCCCUCUACAAGCUCUAGAGGAGACACUACAGGAGUAUGAGGACUGGCUGCAGGGUCAGGCAGACAAGGUGGUCAAGCAGACCUUCAACAAGGCUCUCAUCAAACUGGAGAAAAUCAGACCUUACGAAAAGAAACUGGCAGCUGUGUCUCCACCAAGGUUGGAGGAAUACCAGGAGUACAUAAGUUAUGAGGAGAAGGAGGGAGACCCGGCCCGCAUACAGUGUCUAUAUGAGCGUGCCAUACAGGAAAACUGCCUCAACACACACCUCUGGUUACAGUACACUAAAUACUUAGAUCACAAGUUGCAAGUGCCGUCAUUGAGUAUUGGAGUGUAUAAACGAGGUGUGCGUAACUGCCCCUGGUGUGCCCAGCUCUGGCAGAACUACCUUCUCACACUCGAGAGGGCUCAGCAGCCAUUUAAACAGGUCAAAGGUGUAUUUGAAGCAGCCCUGUUGUCAGGGUUUUCCCAGGGAUCUGAGUACUUGCUCCUGUGGACAACGUUUUUAGACUACCUUCGACGACGCAUCAAGUGGGACCAAGAUUAUGAGGAGGACUUGGAAACAUUCCGACUGUCCAUAGAGAAGGCUGUUGAACAACUGGAUGGGUUUGGAGCUGAGGGUGACCCAAAUGGUAUUCUGAGGCAGACCUGGGCAAUAGUUGAGGUAAAGCACUGCAAGAACCAUGAGAAGGCUCGGGAGUUGUGGGCAGAGAUAAUGGCUGCAGGCCGUGCCAACGAGGCUGCUCUCUGGCUGGAAAAUUACAGAUUUGAAAGGCAAUUUGGAGACGCUAAGCACUGUCGGAAAGUUCUACAGCGAGCCCUCAACUCUGUAAGUGACUGGCCAGAAUCAAUUGUAGAUGCAUUCAUCAACUUUGAAAGGCUUGAAGGGACAUUUGAACAGUAUGAGCAAGCUGUUGCUAAAUGUGAGGCACAAAUGGCUAGAAUAAGGGAACGCAGAGAAAAAGAGUCAGCACAACAAGACCAACCCAGACAUGAUAAGAAAGGCCAAAAGAAGGGGUUUGAUAGAAAAGGUGGACAGAAGGGCAAGAAACAGUUCGAAAAGCCACAACAGAAGUCCCAGAAUCAGAAUAAGCCCAACAAGAGAAAGGGAGAGGGAGAUACACCGUCUGAGAUUAAAAACAUCCAGCCAUACAAAAGAAAGAAUGAAUCUAUGGAUACCCCUGAGGAAGGCUUUAAGGUUCCCCUGCCUGUAGCAGCUAAAUUCACCAAAUCAGCACCUCCCCCUGGCUACAAGGGAGCAGGGGAGGUGGUGCAACCAGAGACCCCUCCAAGCAAUGGGGACCAAGCAGCCCCACCAGCCACUGAGGGUAGUAGCAAGGUGGUUCCAACCCCAGGUGUUAAGCGACCACUGGAGAAGUCUGCCCCUCCCCCUGGUUACCGUGCUGAUAAGGAACAAGACCAGGAGCCACCAGAGAAAAAAAUCAAAACAGAUUCUGAAGCAAAAGUGCAAUUUUCUGAACAAGCCAAUUACACAAUAUUUGUAAGCAACCUGAACUAUAAGGUGGAUGAGGAUAACAUCAGGGACUUCUUUAAGAAGUGUGGUCAAAUAGAGGAAAUCCGGCUAAUCAAGAACUUCAAGGGUCAGUCUAAGGGCUAUGGUUACGUCCAGUUUGCUGACCAGCUGUCCGUGUCCAAUGCUCUCGCCUAUGACCGUACAGCCAUGGAGGGAAGACCAAUGUAUGUCUCCAGAUAUGAGGAGAGGGGGGAAACCAAGUCUAAGGCUGACUUUAAGUAUCCCACCUCCAUGGAGAAGAACAAGCUGUUUGUGAAGAACCUCCCUUUCACCUGCACGGAGGAGGCCUUAAAAACUCUCUUCUCACAGUAUGGUGAACUGAAGGGUGUCCGGCUGGUCACUUACAGAAGUGGGGCCUCCAAGGGGCUGGCAUAUAUUGAAUAUGUGGAUGAGCAAACAGCAUCCCAGGCCCUGUUGAAGACAGAUGGCCUUCAGGUUGGGGAGCACACAAUUGAAGUUGCCAUUAGCAACCCUCCAGCCCGCAAGGCUCAGUUUAGCCAGAGGGAAGAGACCAGCUUUGUACCAACACUUGGAGGGGGCAAGAAAGAAACUCUCAGUCGCGGUGUUGCCAGGACCCAGGUGAUGUUAAUGCCAAGAUCAGUCUCCAAGAAGCCCAUCUCUAGCAAGCCUGCUCCGGGCUCAUCACAGAACAAGGACACUAACCCCUCAGACACUGGCAACAAGACAGGAAUGAGCAACAGUGACUUUAGAAAUAUGUUGUUAAAAAAGUAAUAGAUGACCGUUUAAUGUUAUCAUGUGAUGUGUGGUACACAUUUUAAUAGACAUGUACAUAAAUUUUGUUAGUGUAUAAAUCUUGAAUAAAAGAUAAG